Molecule: messenger RNA, 1303 nt
Organism: Danio rerio (zebrafish)
Lineage: Eukaryota; Metazoa; Chordata; Actinopteri; Cypriniformes; Danionidae
Source: RefSeq, a predicted model, not a curated record
UGCACAUGUAAGGAAGCGCACAACCUCUGUUUGUAAUAUCGCAUUCGUUUUGUUUUAGUGUGAUCGCUGGCUGGAUGUGUGCUGGAUUCAGUUCGUCAGGAUGAUGGAGAACAGAGUGUUAGAGCGCUCAGGAGAGAUUAAAGAUCCUCCACAACUCUUCACAUACUAUCAGGGCGACAUCAACACUGCGGUGGACGAGCAUUUCUUCCGCGCGCUCAACAAAGCUACCAUACCGAAAGACCUCAGCAUUAAAGCCAAAGACAGCAGCAGGACUCCCAGAUCAGAUAUCCCCUCAUCAUCUUCAUCAUCACCAUGGGCAAUGUCAUGGUCUAAACCCAGCACACACUCUUCCUCAAAACUGACCCCCCUCACCUCCAUGGAAACUCCAUCUCCAUCUCAGGGAGUUAUCGUGAACCCCUCGGGACUUUCAUCAUCGUCGUCCUCUUCAUCAUCUUCAUCUUCAUCACUGUGGCCCUGCGCACCCAGACAGAGCUCAUCAGCUUUUGAACUGCCUCAGAUCCUCUACCAGCAGCCGGCGAGCGGCGAGAGCAGCGCCAGCUCUUACCUCAAUCUCCUGCAGAUGGAGCGGCCCGCGGGGGGCAUCAUGAUCUCGCCCUUCUCCAAAUCAGACACCAGACCUGAAUGGAACUCCGGGGCGGCAUUUAAAGAUGUGUCUGGAAGCAGAAUCAGCCUCGAUUCAGGUUUGCCUGUCUCAGAAAUCAAUAAGGAUUUGUACUGGUAUUGAAGAAGUGAUCUCUGGCUCUGAUGAUACAUAAUAAUACAUAUUCAGCAGCACAAGACUGGCCUGUUUACAUGAUUAUGUAAGAAGUCUGUGUUUUUGGCCAUCUGUGACUCAAACAUUUUAUUCACAGUGUCAGACAUUCCUCUGAAAUGAGCACCAUUUAAUCGCUUCUUUCAGCUGUGAAUGUGUGAAUAAGCUUGUAUUGAUAAUACAUAAACAAGAAAACCUGAUUGGAAAUGACGCACUUCUCUUAGAUAUCUAAUCGCUGAGUUAGGAAGUAAAUUCUAUUUAUAUGAUUUGCAGUACGAUAUUGUUUAUCAGACUUUCUUUUGUAAGUAUUCUGUGUUUGGAAAGUUGUAUUCUACUAUUCGUAAUGCAAAAGCUAUAUUGAAUAUAGGAACUGAAGGGAAACUUUCUCCUCGAACACUUCCUCAUUCAUUACCUUGAGGCAUAAAAUAACUUUGAAACCCCAUUUUCAAGUAUGUUGACUCUUGAAAUGAGACGGAGUGGUAGAAGUCAACUGACAAAAACAAAGCAAAAAUAAAAUUCUCUGAAACUGUA